This is a messenger RNA of Postia placenta MAD-698-R-SB12, 438 nucleotides long. RefSeq lists its product as hypothetical. NCBI's taxonomy places the organism in Eukaryota, Fungi, Basidiomycota, Agaricomycetes, Polyporales, Adustoporiaceae. Bases 1 to 438 code for a protein of 145 amino acids. The transcript has 4 exons. The record is from RefSeq and is a predicted model, not a curated record.
AUGCGUGCUCCCGAGCCGCCAUACCCCUCAUUUACUCUCGUCAUGUGUGCUGCCCUCAACGAUACCGCUCGCCUUCCUGCCUACAGAGAGGCCCGUCGUCGCCGACACCACCCCUACACAAGGCCACCUCGCCGUCAGACGCCUGACUACCUGAUGGACACGAUUGACUACCGUGACGUAGACGAACGUGAUGCCGUGGGUCUGAUGCUUGACUCGCUCCCCAAUGCUCCUGGGGCGGCCAGCGACUCUGCGAUGAUGAGCACUCAGGACGACACGAUGCACCUGGACGAAGCUUUGCAUGGCGUCAAGGCUGAUAGGCAGGGGCGUCGUAGAUUGUCGACACUGAUUAUUGAUCUUGCGCUCGCUGUUUGCCGGCGGUGCCAGGAAAUGCGUCUUGUCAAAAAGUCAUGCACAAACAGCGUAGACUUAUUGGACUGA